UGGACCAAGGUACGAAACUGGACCGUCUGAAGAGCCGAGGAGGCCAACUAACGGAGCAGAUGUCCUGGCAAGCAACUGCUACCAGUCAAAGGCGACACCGGAAACAGCGAAGAUUGUCUGACUGUCAACGUUUUCCGGCCACAUGGCGUCCAGGGCAAACUACCGGUCGCUGUUUACGUACAUGGUGGCGCGUAUAAUCGGGGAACCUGUAAGCCUCUGGCGAUCUGGCAAAUCAGAGAGGCUGACCAUGAUAGCGUCCAUGCAUAACACGGCCUCGAUGGUUGGCUGGUCCGAGCAACCCUUUAUCGGAGUUACUUUUAAUUACCGGAUUGGCGCCCUUGGCUUUCUCCCUUCCACCACGACAGCCGAAGAGGGUAUCCUGAACCUGGGUCUGCACGAUCAAAUCCUCUUAUUCAAAUGGGUGCAGGACAACAUCGAAGCCUUCGGAGGGGAUCCCUCCCAGGUGACGUUGUUUGGCCUCUCUGCUGGUGCCCAUUCGAUUGCCCACCAUAUCAUGAACUAUGACCUCGGUCACACCCUCUUCCACCGUGUCAUAAUCGAGUCUGGUGCUGCAACCUCCCGGGCGGUCCAUUCGUACGACGCUCGCCUCCACGAGGACCAAUUCCGCCACUUUGUCGAAGAGGCCGGCUGCAAGGACACACCUCGCCAGGAGGUGAUGGACUGUCUCCGCAGUCAACCCGAGUCCGCCAUCACCAAUGCCUCCUUCAGCGUGUUCGACCGCUACAAUCCCUCCGUACGAUGGGCCUUCCAACCGGUCAUCGACGGCGACCUCAUCAAACAACGACCCAUCGACGCCUGGAAAUCCGGCAAAUGGAACAAAAUGCCGAUCCUGACGGGAUUCAACACCAACGAAGGAACAUACUACGUACCGCCAGCCAUGUCCCAGUCGGAGGAGUUCACCGCGUUCUUCCGAACCCUCCUCCCUGCAUACUCAGCGUCAGACAUCGACACAAUCGACAAUCUCUACCCCGACCCAGCCAAGGAUGCCUCGUCGCCCUAUGUCGACACAAGAGUUCUACCGGUCGGACCUCAAUACAAACGCGUCGAGGCCGCGUACGGGCACUACGCGUACGCCUGUCCGGUGCGCCAGACGGCCACCUUUGCCUCGGCGGGUCAGGAGCCUCCUGUCUUCCUCUAUCGCUGGGCACUCAAUAAGACGGUGCAAGGCGGCGCGAACCAUGGCGAUCAAAUGGCAUACGAGACUUUUAACCCCGAGGUGCGUGCCAUCUCCGCGGAUCAGGAGAAGAUUGCGGGUACCUUGCAUGCAUACUUCACCUCGUUCAUUGUAUCUGGGCACCCGAACACUAUCGCCGGUGCUUAUGGAGACCGUCCUGUCUGGGAGACGUAUGAUGCAUCUUCCUCUGGUCGGAUCAUGGUGUUAGGGGAGGGAAAUGAUGAACGCGCCGGCGGAAGUGGCGUAGGAAUUGCGGCGCAGAUGGUGGAUGACGAAUGGAGUCGGAAAGAAUGCAAUUUCUGGUGGACGAAGUCGGGGAUUUCAGAUUAGAAGAAACAAAGGAGUAGAAUGCCUGUUAGUAAAUCACGUAGUAACUUAACUAUGGACUGAAUUGAAU
Messenger RNA from Aspergillus pseudonomiae, 1592 nucleotides. RefSeq names its product Alpha/Beta hydrolase protein. The coding region runs from base 143 to 1525 and encodes 460 amino acids. Lineage: Eukaryota; Fungi; Ascomycota; Eurotiomycetes; Eurotiales; Aspergillaceae. The record is from RefSeq and is a predicted model, not a curated record. The transcript is spliced from 3 exons.